Vanessa atalanta (red admiral) is the source of this 768-nucleotide messenger RNA. RefSeq lists its product as uncharacterized. The coding region runs from base 148 to 702 and encodes 184 amino acids. The record is from RefSeq and is a predicted model, not a curated record. NCBI's taxonomy places the organism in Eukaryota, Metazoa, Arthropoda, Insecta, Lepidoptera, Nymphalidae. The transcript is spliced from 2 exons.
UUGUUUAUGUUUGUAAUUUGUGCUUAAUAACAAAGAAUAUACAAUCACAUCGCUUAAUUUAAUGUAUUUUUAUAAUUUAAUUAUGUAAGUAAUUAUUUCUAAUGGUUUAGAUCCCAUUUCUAUGCAACCUAUUCUUUUAAAUGUAAAAUGAGAAAAUCGGGGUCUGAUCCAAAAGUAAAGAAAACUUUGCUUCGCAAUUACGAACAAAGAAUUCUCAAACUGCCAAAGACUAUACAUGACAGUGAUUCAGGUCCUUCAAAAUUGGAAAAGCCAUCGCAUCAAAUAGAACAAGACCUUGAUCAACCUGCGCUAUGUUCAAGCGAGGCACUAGCUAAUUACUUAACUGAUGUGCGAAAAUCUGCUUCGUUACCACGUCCCGAAGAAUUAAAUAUUGACCAGGUUCAGAUAAGUGCUAAGAUCACAAAGAAACUUAAUUUUCAUUUUAAUGAUAGAAUAUACAAAAAUUUAGUUGAGUUAAACACAGACAUUGCAAAUUUAAAGAGCCGACGAGAUAAAAAACCCAUUAAAAAUAUAACUCCCAUGAAAAAAGACCUCGAACCGAAUAUUGAUGAUUUUUGUCAGGAUGAGAAAGAAAAUGAUGUAUGUCCAGAAAUACCUGUCAUCAAGCGGAAAAUUAAACCUAUAAGAAGAUCGGAAGACGGUGCAAUACAUAGGCUCAUUGCUUCUUUAGAAAAAUUAUGAAACUACUGUUUUUAGACAAGUACAAGCUUAAUAACACUUUUUAUAAUAAAUUUAAUUUAUAAUUCA